UGAUGUUUAGCAAAAUAACAAAAUAACUUGAAUUUUCCUUCUAUUUUAUAUUUUCUACUUUCUGCCUACAGUACUUGUUCAACCAGAAAAGCCAUGCCACACCAGUUCUCGGUCUAUUUCAAAAACAAAGGUGUCUAUGUGGACUACAUCCAGGACAUCACUUCCAUUUACACAUUCGUCGAUACAGUUGAGGAUAUCAGGGCGCAUUACAACACACCUGAGGAUGACACGGAAACUGCGCUGUAUUACCUGAAGAAGGGCACACUCGAGAUAGUCAAGGUCGAUCCCCUGAAGACCCCAUUGUACAAUAUUGCCAAGUAUAUGGUCAGCAAGAACAAGAUAUACUGGGGCAAAUUCGAAACCCUGGUCUACGACUCUACUGCUCACCCUGAGGACGGUAUAAAUGAGGCCAUUUUACCAGGCCUUCCCACUGAAGAAGAUAUGAGGCCUGCGUUUACACCACUGUCAGAGCCGUACCCGCAGCCGAAUAAAUGCCCUUGCUGCAGCCAUAUCUCUGCAACUGAGAGCAGUGCAAGUGUUGUAGUUGCUGAUGCAGCCAACUUUUGACCUUGAUGUUUUUUCUUUACUUAGUUUUGUACCAAGUUCUACAUGCCAUCAAAAAAAUAUACGGCGCACUUUUGCAAUGACACACGCACACAAUGUUUGCAAUAAAAGUUAAUGAUACUUUUUGUUCAUAGUGCAAUUAACAUACUGGCCAAAGACAUUGUACAUGGGUGGAGGAGCUUGGAAGAAUGAUGCG
Molecule: messenger RNA, 760 nt
Organism: Kickxella alabastrina
Lineage: Eukaryota; Fungi; Kickxellomycota; Kickxellomycetes; Kickxellales; Kickxellaceae
Exons: 1
Coding region: 94-567 (157 amino acids)
Source: RefSeq, a predicted model, not a curated record